AUGAAUGAUAUUAUUUGCGUUGGAGGCGGUGGUCAUUUCUUGGAUAUUGAAUUACUCGCUGCUGUUACAAAAGAAGCGUACUGUAACAUUAAUCUUGAGCGCAAUCAUUUUGUGACUUCCCGCAGCCUUUACUAUUCCAAAGUGAAGAUGGCCACAGUCGCUUUUGUUGGUUUGCAGUGUGUAAAUAACUCUGCAGUAACAUGUAUCACAGUUCAGAGCUUUACUAACGCAAAUAGAACAAUCGCCUUAAAAGUUAAUGGGUCCCGCUUCUACGACAAUAAAACGAAUCGAACAGUACUGGCCGCGCGCGCUACAUUGCGAGUGACGGGAACUACAACUCAGUCUGGAACAAUUAACAUCUUCAAUACCUCGUUUGUCCGAAGCUCCGAAGUUGCAGUUAGCUUAACACCGAAUUUCAAUGUUUGUCUUGAAGGUGUAACUGUGAGGUCUUCGUUAUAUGGUGUCCGGAUGGCUGCGUAUGGCGCGGAUGUUAUGAACGAUAGCAAUCUUUAUUUAUUUGCAAACAUUCACAACUGCACAUUUCGAAAUAACUUGAUGGACGUGUACGGUUUGCUAAACAAUAGCGUCCGCGUUGAUGUUCGAGUGACCAAUACAGUUUUUGACGGCAAAGACAUACAAGAAAAAAACCGGAAGAACGCUACAUUCGGUAUUCGCAUCAUCAUCCCCCUUCUAAACAAACAGAUACCUUCGACAGCAAACGUUGAAAUAGAAAAUGCAACUUUUGCAGGUCGACCAACUAAUGCCUUUGUGUUUGUUGCCAAGGGAAACAAGACGAUCACUCUGCGAGGCUGCAAUUUCCGUGACAGUUUUAGUCUAGAAAUUAACGAUUGGAUAGAGAAAAAAUACAAAAACUUGCCAGGGUAUACGACUGGCCAGGGAGCGUUUCUUUUUCUUUUCGACUCCGAUAAGCUGGUAGACAGAGGAUGUGUGAAAGUAGGGGAGAGAAAGGACACCCAUUCCCAGUGGUUUUACAAAAGUCGUGUCCUUGUUGAAAACACGCUAUUUCAAAACAACUUUGGGUAUGCUGCUGGUGCGAUUCAAAUUAUUAAUGGUUAUGUUCAGUUUCGGAGAUGCAAUUUCACAAAUAAUUUUGCCUUGAGCGACACAGGUCAUGUUUGUGUUGGAUACGGCAGUGCGAAGGUCGAGUUCCAGAACUGUUCUUUCGAGCGCACAGAAAAAGAAGGAACUUUCAACGGAACUUCUUUUAGAUUUGGCAGAUUUCUGCAUUCGCAAAGUGGAGGACCAAUCAAGAUAAAGGAAACUUCUUUUAAUACAAAUUUCUCUGAAAGGCUGAUUCGUCAACAACCAAUUAUCAGGAUAUCUUCCGGUGGCUAUUUCGAUAUGGACUCAAACUCUACCAUUCAAUGCCCAAUGGGGAGCUCGCUUCAAUUUGACAAUUUUACUCACUUUAGUUAUGGAGGCUGGCAGGACAGUACAUUUUGCCGAAUUAACGUUACAACUGAGUUAUUUACAUGUCUAAUGUGCCCGUCAAAAAUGUACAGUCUUCAAAGUGGAUUUUCUAGGGGACUGUUCGUUCACAAAGGCUUCAGAUGUCUUGAGUGCCCAUUUGGAGCUCACUGCGAAGGAACCAAUAACAUUCUCGCUAAGCGAGAUUUUUGGGGUUACAAAGUUACAAACUCGAGCAAUUUCUCGUCCCUGACAUUUGUGCCUUGUCCUGAGAAGUAUUGCCGCGGUGAAAGUCAUCACCACCAGGACUUCAACAGUUGCUAUGGUUACCGGCAAGGUGUUCUUUGCGGAAGAUGUGCUCCUGGUUUUACUGAAUCACUGUUUUCAACCAAAUGUCGAAAAGCUGACGAAUGUAGAUGUAAUUUUCAAUUGUGGCUUUUCAUGGCAAUCUAUACCAUCGCUUUGACUUUCUAUUUGUUGAAGAAACCUCCUCUUGUUCGUUUUCUGAAAGAUCAAAUUUUCUGGUUUAAAAGGGAUCGUCGUCAACAGAACUUGCAAAGAGACUCGGUUCUUGAGAACAAAGAAAGCGAGAAUGGCUAUAUCAGAAUUACGUUUUAUUUCUACCAAGUCUUCGACUUGCUAAGCACCACAUCUGUGGAAACAAUGAUGGAAGAAGUUCCGUACAUUUCCACGAUGGUCGCUGCUUUUAACUUUGAAGUCCAUAUCCUGGACAAGAAAAUUGGCUGCCCCUUUGCUGGACUGACAGCGGUUACUAAGGAAAUGUUCCUCUCUGCGCUGGUAUUUGUUGCCAUAGGUCACGUGUUCAUGACCUACUGUCUUAAUUUGGUGGUUUACCGAAUAUUGAAGAAACACAAGCCUUUCUUCGUUCAUUACGUAGCUGUUGCCAUGGAAAUCCUGUUGCUUGGUUACGAGCGUCUUGCAGAAACGUCGCUCAAGUUAAUGCACUGCGUACCGAUUGGAUCUGAACUGCGUCUUUACUACGAUGGUAACAUUGUUUGCUGGCAAUGGUGGCAGCACUGUCUUCUGGCUUUUAAUGUUAUUUUCGUCGUUCCAUUCGUCGGGGUUCUGUACCUGGGUUCUGGAAAGCUGUAUAAAAAGACCAUAUCAUGGAAACAGUUUAUUGGUGCGUGUAUUGUUCCCCUACCGUUUCUCGUUUACUGGCUUGUUAAACGUUCAUACACCAAACAGAGAGGAAACCCCGCCUCUCAUAAUAGAUACAGCCGCCUUUCAUCGCUUAUUGACGAUGGAAAUGCCUCACAUGAUAUAGAAGAGUGCACCAACGAAAUUUCCAACAUUUUGCUUGGCCCUUUCCGUCCACCUAAUGCACAUGAUCAAGGGACGCUCUACUGGGAAAGCGUUCUGAUUGGUCGAAGGCUUGUGCUUCUCAUAUUUCGCGCCUUUAUUCCCAAUUUCAUGGUUUGUUCCUUGUGCAUGUCAGUUGCCUGUAUUUUGAUGGCAGUUCAUCAUUUAAUCAAGAAGCCAUUCGGGACCGCACAGCAGAUAGAAUGGAAACUUUUUCUCUGAUAACUUUAUCUUGUAUCGCGACCAUAAACGUGACAACAGCGACUCUCGCGUCCUCUGCAGUCCGCCCACAAGGUCCAAACAAAAGCAUCAUUGUCGUCCUACGGUGGAUCCAAGUGGUUCUUCUCAGUUUUCCUUUUGCGCUGUUUGCUUUGUUGAUCCUAUUCGCAUUGCUGUCGCAACUUGUUCGUUUUGUCAUCUUGCUGAAGCGAAAAAUGUGGAAAGGCAGAACACCGAACAUUUAGACGUCUAGAAUUCUUCACCUCAUGUGUGAGUUGAGAACGGCUCAAGUAAUCAUAAAGGCAAGAACAACUUUAAUUAAAUAAAUCAGAGAUAAUUCAGUUAAAGGAGAGAAAUUUCGUGAAAGUUUAGUGCUAAAAUGUAAAUAUAAAAUUUGGUAUGAAUUUCGUCAUUUGUAGAGGUGUUAGCUAACAAACGCAAGUUAGGACAUGAAGGGUCAAAGUGAUAAAACUUUUAAGGCCAAUUUGGUCAAUUUGACGAGGAAGUGAAUUGUAGAAAAGUUUUCCAAAGUCAGGGGUUUUGCCAUCUAGGUAGGUCCAAGGGCAGUCUAAUUCUGAGACGGAAUGUCUAAGGUCGUUUGCUGAAAAUUCUUUAAACUUUGGAACGAUGUCAGUCACGAGUAAAAAGCCCUUUUGUUUAGCCUCUGGCUAGAUUUUUUUAGGAUGGGAUUUUGAGAAAUGGCGAAUUUGACGUUAAAUUGUCGGGGUGUGGGGGGUCGUAAGGAAGAUAGAAGGAGCUCAUUCUCUCUUGUCGUUAGUUAAUUCAACACGAAAGUCGCAAGACACAAGUUUAAACUUGUUUGGCUUUGCUACUGCUGCGGCCACGAAGGAGUUCAACCAGUGUUUGUGCGACCCUUACUUUGUCUUGAGUAGCCAUACGAGGCUUAUUCCUAUCUAGUAAAAUAAUUUUAGAAAAAUUUCCCCCAUGCAUUCUGACUGUUAAAUAUGUUUGAUGGCUUGGAAGUUUAAAGGCUCCUUGCUGACAAUUUUCUCAACAAUAGGCAGAAUAGAAUCGCAAAAUAUGAAAGGAGAAUGAAACAAAACUUUUGAUCAGGAGAUAAAAAAACUUACCAGCCAAAUCAGGUUGAUAUCUACAAUGGAAUGUUAGUGAGGUCGCCUUCUAGACCUUUUAGUGAAUCAGCCCGCUAUAAGUUCACCCCCUACUCUUCGAGUUAGCUCCUUCUUUCCUGUUAGUAAAAAAGCUAAAGCCCUAUAAUAUUUUUGUAUUCGUGAAUAACCAAAAAUUUAACGCAGGUUAACCUUAGCAAUUAAUUAAAAAAUAUCGAAUUGAAUCAGAUAACAUGGAUAAGAUGUUAAACUGGUGCCUAGAUUUAAGGUUUAGUACACAAAUGAACAGGUUGAAGAAAGGGUUUUGAAGCCGCUUGAUAAACCUGGUCAGUUUUAAUGUGUUACUUAUUCCAGUCGCCCUUGCUUCGGCUUGCGAAAUUAACCUUGAUUUAAACACUACAAUAGGUUCGUAUACUGAAUAAGUGUUAGCCUGUGAACAGGCCUUUGGUCGAGCAGGGAACUAGGGAGAGGGAAUCCUUGCUAUUUUUUUUCCCCCAACAGAGAGCCUGUUCACAGGCUAAACUGUCAUCUUUCAGUUUGGUAGCCUGAGAACCGCAGACGUAUUUUAUGUCGUCGCUUCUCUCCCUCCGGCGGGUGAAACUAGCUCCGAAAAAACCGGAUGCUCUCUCAGGCUAAUAGUUUGGGAGAAAAUACCGAUUAUCCCUGAGUAAAGAACAAUCUAUCUAUCAGAACGUUAAUCUCGUACCCAGAUCUCCCACGGCCCAGGUGAAACAGCUAGAGUGAGAUCUGGGUACGAGAUUAUCAGAACGUUUACGAAUCUCAGCCCAUGCGAGUUCCCUGUGUAAUAAAAACCACUAGGCUAACAUCCGGUUGUUUUUAACUUAAUAAAAUCAUUUUAUUUUUAAUAAAAGAAAACAUCCUUCCGCCCUCUUCCCGAAGCGAGCGAACAACGCAGCAGACCUCAGGGACAUUAAUAUUUUCGAUUUCUACUCACAAUACAUCUGUUUUUUUUUUAACCACAAUGCAUGCAGCAGUUUUUUACUAUUGAUUCCUCUCUCGCCCAUUACCUUUUUCACCCUUUGCACAUCUCCCAUAAUUCACCUUGUUUGCGCCCCCUCCCCGCCUUUGCUUUUCAUUUUUCCUGGGUGUUACAGUCAUUCCAAGACGAAUGUAAAGACAAUUUUUAUUCAUCACUUUUGGGAGAAAACAAGGUGCAUUAUGGGAGGCGUGCAAAUGGAGAAUAAGCAUUUCCUGAGAAACUAUUCAGUCUUGAGAAUUAGCCAAUGAGAUUAGUGUAUGUAAGGGCUGUGUAAAAUCAUCGCGUUCACUACGCAACGCAUAGUUUUUGAGAUGAGCGUAAGCGGCAUGGCUCUUGCCAGAACCUAAGGCUUGAUGAAAUGUUUUCCACCAAAAUCGCACUGCAUUACUCAUGACGAGCGGAAAAUAAAGGUGAUGGUGUUUUAUGGUGGAUCUGCGCGAUGGUUUUUGAUGGAAUUGUGAGUUGAGGUUGCGCACAGUAACCAACCUUGGUUAGCUUCGGUUCGUAUUUUUUAGGAAAAUAACACCAAACAAACAGCGAGCUGCAAAACCAUAGAGCCAUGAUGGCCAUGAAUUGAGCCCAGGUUGCAUAGAAAACGCAGCAAAAAACCCAGGUUUAGGUAAGUGAAGUGCGUUUCUACAUUCAACUAUUCAACUAUAUUGAAUUUCUCAUGUAGUCCACAGAAUGUUCCUUAUGGGCACAUGCGGUUUAUGCACGGAGCUUGGGUGGCCUGUGACCCAACAAGACGGAAUAUUGGGGGACUGGGUGCCAAUUUAAAGAUGGCCGCCUCCGUGGCGGUCUUUUCCAAACUUCUGUGAAAACGACUUUUUUUCACCCACAACACGCUGAAAUCAUAGAGUUAAACGAUGAAUGUAAGUAAACGAGAAAAAGAAAUCUCAUUUCAGCGUCCACACUAUGCAGUGGAUUUGGUGGAAAGAGCGUUGGAUUCCGGAAGUGUGAGUGUUGUUUGUAUGGCUAGAAGCGAGUCUAAGCUUUUCAUUGCAUUUAAGAUCUUCCAACAGUUUCGGCGACGAGCUCUGAAAGCUGGGUUGAUGGUUCUUUUGGUCAACGACGAGAGUGGUAAGCCUGAGAUUACAAGGAGAGCUUAUGUAAAAGUGCAAUACUAAAAUCAAUAUAUAUCUGACAUGUACGAGUCGAAUCAGUCGAGUUAGAGGUUAUAAUUACUUAGAAUGGCAAUAGGUCUCAGACCUGCCAACCUUGAUAAAGGAGAAUCUGGAAAUCCGCGCCCCCUUCUUCCCCCCCCUCCCCCCCAAAAAAUCUGGAGAUUCUACAAAAAGUGGUGAGAUUCUAUUUUUUUGUCCUGAGGAGAAUUCACUGUUUAUUUGAAUACGUAUUAUCUUGUGAUCUUUCUUGUAACAAGAUGCCAUUUUUUUAUGACUCUAAGGGGCCUGGGAGGAGAUCAUUACUAGGAUGAAACUUAUAGUAACUGGGUAGUUUCUUCUGGAUAAGCCAACUUUCAUGGCUAAAAAUGUUAGACAAAGUGCCAUGUAGGCUUGAAUGGGCACUGGCAUUCUCCAUUACAUUUCCAUUUUUAUCCAGCAAGGUAACAUUUCAUUUUAGAAUGAUUUCCUAAAAACAAAAAACAUGAGAAUGGGAGUCUUGUCAUGAGGGCCAAGAGAAAAGUUAAAAAAUAGUGAGACUGACAUGGCCCCAAAUCCCCCUAGAAACUUGAGCCUUUGGGAUGUGCAAGUUUUGCCUUUGGUGUGAGUUUUUUAUCUCUGCCUUCUCCUUAAGCUUUUUCCACCUACUUAAAACCUUAUUGACAACCCUGUACUUUACAUUAAAUGUAAAGUUAUUUGAUUUCUAUCCGACAGUGAAACCUGUAUUAAGCGGACACCGUAUGAAGCGGACACCCUCUAUUAACCCUUUAGGUCCCAAUAGUGUCCAACAGCAAUUUUCUCCUAACGAUAUUCAUACAUUAUCAUGAGAUUAGGUUGUGAGAAUUAAUAAAAUGAUCACCUAAGAGAAAAUGCCUGGAUCUUUUAUCAAAUUCUCUCAACUCAUUCUUUAAGGAAAUGUAUGGAGAUCAGUUUGGAGAAUUUGUAUGUGGAUAUUGAGGCUUAAAGGGUUAAGCGAACAGUAGCCGAAGUCCCCAAAUUUAUUUCCUUUAUUUACUUUACAUAAAACCGUUAUCAAGUGGACACCUCUAUUAAGCGGAAACAGACGUGGACACCUUAAAAGUACCUGGAAUAGUCAUUUCUAUUGUUGAUUACCUGUAUUAAACGGACACUUGCAUUGUAAUUAAAUUCCACCACCCAACAUGCCAGAUGCCGGAAAUGCGAAAGACUGCCACCCAUAAAUUUUUUGAUUUUUACAUUUAAAAACAUGACUUGAUGAACUUAUUUGAUUAGUUUCACAGUACAGUAUUGUUUUCUAUUUCAUUUUGCUUCUAAUCAGCUUGUUUCACUCAUCUGAUUUCUUCAAAUUUGAGUUGUAAUUAUAUGUUUUUGGUACUAUGAUCAAUUGGUCCACUUUAAUAAGGAAAUUAAUGCAAAUGUACUGUAUAGCGUCAUAGUCUCUGGGAAUAUUCUAAACAUUUCCACUGUUCAUUUGAAUGGCAUUCGACACCUCAUAUGACAUUAUCUAUCGAAACCUGUAUUAGGCGGACUCUCUGUAUUAAUUGGACACUACAACAGUCAACAUUCCCCGAGGUUUUCCGCUUAAUACAGGUUUCACUGUAUUAUAAUCUGCUGAUGUUUUCACUGAAAGACAUGAUGAAUCAAUCAAUCAACAGAACUUAUUCACAAUUGUUUCUUGACUAAUCAGAAGGAAACUCCAGCUUCUGGCUUUUUUACUUGUGGGUAGAAAAUGUACCAUAUACCCUCUUUCCCACUAGAGACAUACAGUCUGUGUAGAGAUGUAGGGAGGGCAUUAUCACAGGAUGGAUACAAUUCCUGACACUGGGCUGUGGGAAAAUUAAUGAUGAACAGUCAAGAAAGAAAAAACAACUUGAAUACAUGUAUAUUUAUUUCCAGACCUACUUAACUCACAAAAUAAUAUGUAUCCAUCAACUUUAUUUUUCCAUUUCAUUAAUGAUAAGCUAAUGACAAGUUGUGCUGCAUGCGUGUGAUGUAACAAGGGUUGAAGUUACCCAUCAAUAAUUGGGCCACUUAAUCAUUUUUUCCUUUGUGUCUUCAGCUCAGUUGGUGAAGCCAUUCCUGAAUGCUAUGGCAAACCAAAGUAUGUUGUCUGUGAAAACUUAUUUUGAUGAAGAUGAGGUUACUGGAAACAAUCCAUGGUUGCCUCAUAAAAGUGAUAUUUUGGUUGCAACAGCCUCCAGUUUUCUACAGUUUAUAAAAGUUGGAGUGUUAAAUUUAACAUCUAUCAGCUUGAUUAUUCUGGACCAGUGCCAUCAUGCUACUUCUCCGGGUCAUCCGUUCGUACUUAUUUUAAAUCAUGUAGAUAAUUGCGAACUGGAUUUUAGGCCAAAAAUUGUUGGGCUGUCUUCAGAGAUUUCACGUCAACUAUCAUGUCUGCAAGGUACUGAACGGUUUCUUAGCUCAGUGGAGGAAACAUUUAAUUGCAAGGCAUCUGUUUCUUAUGAUUUGCUGGGCUUGAACAGAUAUGGAGAACGUAGUGAUGAAGAGUUAGUGUACUACACUCAUGCUUCUGAGGACAAUCAACUUACUUGUAAGCUCAAGGAAAUUCUUCAAAAUGCUGUCAUAUUUCUGAAAGACAUCAAAGAGCAAGAUGCAACUCAAGAAUGUGUCAAGUUUGUCAAACAUGUUUUAAGCGAGUGCCAUAAGGUUCUCUUGUUGUUUGGGCCAGAGCACACUGCUUAUAUUGCCAAAAUUACGAUAAAAGAGAUCAUGAAGUUUGAAAAAAAAUGUUCUGAAAACUGUGACCUGCUCAUUCUCCAAUAUUGCAGGACACAGCUAAGUUUAGUUGUCAACUUGCUGGAGAAUAGUACUUUUGAAAGAUGUGAAUUGACUGAUUUGACAGAGAAACUGCUGUUUCACAUGUCAAUGCAUUUAAAGCCUGGUUACACUGCAGAUUGUUCUUUUCAAGGGUCCAUUUGCCAAGAAGGUCUAUGUGCAGAUUCAGGCCCCUUAUCGGAUGAUCAAACUCAUAUGGCUGCAGAUAAUCUAACAGGAUUUCCUGAGCAACAACCUGUUGACUUGUCGGCUUCAACACAACUUUCCGACAACUGGACAGUAGCCUCUCAACCGCAAAAUGUGCCAACAACGUAUGGAUCAAAGACUCAAUGUGAUGAUCCCUUGUGUGUCAUUCUUGUCCCUAGUACCAUUGUUGCAAAGGCUCUGAAUUCUCUCAUUAAUAAGCUAUCAGAUAAAUUUCCUGAGUACAAUUUUCUUAAGAGUGCGUGUGUCUGUAGUAAGAAAGCAAAACAAGAUGUUCUUGAGCAAGGCCUGAUUGAUGAAGUGGAGGGUAAGGUAACCAUUAUGGAUUGCAUGCAAGAUGGUUCGGUAAAUGUCCUUGUCGAAACUUUUGAGAUUGAAAAGGACUGUAUGCAUGCAGAUGUAGCUUGCUGA
Porites evermanni is the source of this 9569-nucleotide messenger RNA. NCBI's taxonomy places the organism in Eukaryota, Metazoa, Cnidaria, Anthozoa, Scleractinia, Poritidae. The record is from the annotation of a GenBank genome assembly.